This is a messenger RNA of Sardina pilchardus (European sardine), 7297 nucleotides long. It is a transcript of the gene mki67, whose product is annotated as marker of proliferation Ki-67. Gene Ontology annotation, biological process: regulation of mitotic nuclear division; regulation of chromosome segregation. The record is from RefSeq and is a predicted model, not a curated record. Gene Ontology annotation, molecular function: protein binding. Gene Ontology annotation, cellular component: nucleus; chromosome. NCBI's taxonomy places the organism in Eukaryota, Metazoa, Chordata, Actinopteri, Clupeiformes, Clupeidae. The coding region runs from base 122 to 6700 and encodes 2192 amino acids. The transcript has 17 exons.
GAGAGUAGUAAUUCGGAUAAACACAACAGCGGAGUAUCGGACAGCAACCACCAGGCAUGGUGGAGGUGGACACAGAAGCAUCUUUAAUAUAGAAAAUAAGGUAAGUUAAGUGACCCAGAAGAUGCCUCUUCACGGGAAAAUAGUUGUCAUCCGCAGAGGCGGCGGGGAUGGCACUGAAUUUCCCCUCACGGCUGCAUGUCUGUUUGGAAGAAAAAUUGAUUGUGACAUUCGCAUUCAGCUGCCCCAGGUGUCUAAAGAACAUUGCAGGGUUGAAAUAAACGAGAAUAAAGAGGUUGUCUUGACCAAUAUGAGCUCAGUGAACCCCACCUGCAUCAAUGGUGUGCCCAUGCAGCAGUCUGAACGCCUGAAGCACGGCGAUGUAUUUACCAUUAUCGAUCGCUCUUUUAGGUUUGAGGCCCCUCCGCCACCCACUCCAAAGAAAAAGAGGGUGUCUACGUCAGGAAAGGGAGAAACUCUUCAGGUUUUACAAGAACAUCAAGGAAAAGAUUCAUCAGCUGAGAAUUCAUCAGCCUCUGACUCCUGUCUGAAAGAUGGAUCCAAAACUGCAAACUCCAUGGACCAAACAGUGGAGGCAACCAAGGAGAUGGUCACUAUGGACACGGCCAAAUCCGGCAAAGACGCCCAGUCUCCUUUCUCGGAACUGUAUCAGAUGAGCAAGCAAGAUCUGUACCAGUCUCCAUGGAAGAGCAUUGGAGGUCAAGGCAAGACUCCCCUGUCCAAGCGCAACUCGCAAAAGCCAGCGACGCCCAAGGUCUCAGACCAGGAUGCCUCUGCGCCCGUGGAGGUCAAAGGCACUCCGAAGAAGACGAAGGCUGUCCUGCCGGCCACGCCAGCGACGAAGGAGGCCGCCUCCGUAGCCACGACUCCCAAGUCGGCGCAGAAGAAACGCCGGUCCUCCGUGGGUCUGCCCGGACCAGCACCAGAACCAGUUGCAGCUGCAGCGUGCGUGUCUGAAGAGCCGGCUGCCUCCUCCUCACAGGCCCCCAGCACCCCCACUCCGGCCUCAGGGAAGAAGAACCCGCCGCAGACGCCCCAGAAGUUCAGCGCCGACGAGGUGGUCCAGCAGAUCCUGACCGCCCCCCAGAGUGCCGAGAAGCCCAGCAAGGCUCCGAAGUCUCCCAAGAGAAGGAGCAGCACCGUCGCCGCCGCCGCCGCCAGCCCCAAACCAGACCCCGCCCCCGCGGCGGUGGCCACUCCAAGCACCGCUGCCGAGGCGUCACAGGAAGUGAAGCAGUCGCCCAGGACGUCUCCCAGAGCCAACGCAGGCCAGAGGUUCAGGGUGCAGGACGUGCUGCAGGAGAUGGAGUCGUCCACACCAUCAGGGUCCAAAGACGACAAGCCCUCGUCCAGCAAGAAGCGCAAGAGUGGGGGUCUCGACGCAGCCACCCCACUGGCCAAGAGGAAGCGCGUGUCCUUCGGCGGUCAGCUGAGCCCGGAGCUGUUCGACAAGCGGCUGCCCCCCGACUCCCCCCUCCGCCGCGGGGCCACCCCGUGCCGCCGCAGCCUGGGCGCCGCGCUCGUCAACACACCCAAGUCUCUGCUCCGCAGGGCCUCCAUGGGUCUCAUGCAGAGUCGGACGCUUGGAGAGACCAUCCUGGAAAGCCCCAAAGGCAAAGCCAGUCCUGCGAAAAAAGCCAAGACUCCCUCGCCAGCGAAGAAAUCUCCCAAAGCCAAAACUCCCUCGCCAGCGAAGAAAUCUCCCAAAGCCAAAACUCCGUCGCCGGCGAAGAAAUCUCCUGCCAAGAAGUCGGCCGCCGCUGCCACCACCUCGCCCAAAGGCAGGAAGUCCCCGUCCCCCGCCAAAGGGAAGUCCCCAGCGGGCAGAGCCAGCCCUGCCGGAUCUCCUUCCUUGGAGACGCCGCACGUGUCGGGCCGCUUCUCCAUCUCCCGCAUCAGCACGCCGUCGCCCGAGGCAGCGAGCGCCACGCCCAAGAUCCCGCUGAAGAGGCGGAGCUUGAAGGCGUCCGCCAAGAAGACCCCCAGGAAGAGCCUCGGCAAGGCCGCGCUGGACGGCAUCCGCAGACGCAGCGGAGCGUCCAAGGCCAACCUCAAAGUGGUGAAGUCCUUUGCGGACAUUGUGAAGUUUGGCCAAAGUAAACCCCAGGCUGAGGUCGCCGCCAAGAAGCCGGCCGCUAAAGUGGUGAAGAGAGCUGCGGCAGCAAAGCCGAAGACCCCGAAGCCCAAGACUCCAUCCAGGCGGCUGCAGGAGCACACCAGCACUGGGCAUGCCAACUCGCCCGCCACCAUCGUCGUGGGCAGGGCCCAGCUCCGGCAAGCGCAGGUGGCAUGCGGCGCCCCAAAGAUGGUGCCCAACAUCGCCAUCUCCAGGAUCGACAUGAAGAUGGACGAGGAUUUCUCAGGAGUUUCAGAUAUCUUUAAAACUCCCGCAAACAACAAGCAAAGAGCAUCUACCAGAAAGAGCGUCGUCCCUGCUACCCCUCUGGUGCUGGCCCCUAUGGCGGAGCUGUCUGUGAUGAAGACUCCGGAGGAAACCGGUGAGAUGGUGGUGUCUCCCCUGAGUGUGGCGUCCACUGCCAAGCGUAGCGGCUACAACAGCGAAGCGGUCAUACGCCUCCUUCAGGACGAACAGGAAGCCAGCUUCGUUGCCGAGGAGACCAUGUCUGCAGGACAAGAUGAACCCUCCGAUGCAUCAGUGACCCGGACGCCCGAGCAGAAGGCCGAGCCUGCCGCCGCCACCUGCCUCACCGGAGUCAAGCGGCUCCUCAAGACCCCCAAACAGAAGGCCGCGCCCGUGGAGGACCUGAGAGGCAAGCUGCUCAAGACGCCCCGACAGCCCAAAGCCCCACAGGAGGUGUGUCUGACCGGCGUGAAGGAGAUGCUCAAGACCCCCAAACAGAAGGCCGUGCCGGCCGAGGAAGACCUCUCGGGAGUCCAGCACCUGCUGAAGACCCCAAAGACCCGAGGAGAGCCCGUCCAGGAGAAGUUUGGCCUCAGCAAGCUCAUGAAGACGCCCCGGCAGAAGGGCGCCGCGGCCGUAGAGGACUUCGGAGGCCUGGAGGAGCUGAUGCAGGAGCCGCAGGAGCCCCAAGCACCCGUCCCAGAGGCUGUCGAGGAGGUCGAGGAGGUGGAGGAGGCCGUGACUGCUCCAGAGUGUGCUGCUGCUGAAGAGCUGGAUGCUGCCACAGAAGAGGACAAGGAGAACGUCUGCCCUGUGGAAGAAAUCCCAGCCGCUGCUGGCAAGCCCCAGGAGCCAGUCGAUGCAGAGGUGAAGAGAGAACUGCUGGCCAAGCGCCUGAGCUCUCCUCUGAGGGAGCUGGUCCAGGAGAGGGCGCCAGAGGCCUCGGAGGAGCUGGUGGAGGCCGAGAUCCUUCAGGAGAAGGCUUCAGAAGAGCUGUUGGAGGUUGAGGUCGUUCAGGAGAAGGUAGUGGAAGCCUCAGAGGAGCUAAUGGAAGCCGAGGGCGUUCAGGAGAAGGCUUCAGAGGAGCUGGUGGAGGCUGAGCUCGCUCAGGAGAAGGUAGUGGAAGCCUCCGUGGAGCUGAUGGAGGCCGAGGUCGUCGCCCUGCAGAGCGCCGAGGCCCCACAGGAAGCCCAGCAGCCCACAGCCAUCGCCGACUUCACGCAGGAACCCGCGUCCAACGCCACAGAGGUACCAGAGGAGGUUUGCCUGGACGAGGCUGCUCCUACCGAGUCCUCUGAGACCCCAGCGGCCACUGAAGUCCUGCCAGAGCCCCUCCUCCUGGAGGAAGUGGCGACCCCUGCUAGAGGAAGACGCAGGAAGCUGAUGGAGCAGGACGCGGUGGCCAACACUCCCAAGCCGAGCCCAGCCAGGGCGGGCAGGACGCCCAGAGUGCUCCAGCAGCAGGAGGAGGUGAAGACCACGCCGAGGAGAGGGAGGAAACCCAAACAGGUCUCGACCGAAGAGGAGGAGGCGGUGGUGGUUUCCGCGGCCGCCGAGCCAGUCGGAGUAACUCCCCCAGCAGCUGAAGAGGUCACAUCUACGGCAGCAGAGGUCACCGAACCCCGAGAAGAAGAAACUGUUGAGAUCCUAGAGGCAGUGAGUGCACCCGAGAGUGCCGCUGAAUCGUCUGAGUUCACAGCUGCACCAGUGGAGGACCAGGAAGCCAUCUCUCCAGCGGAGGAUGCCCAAGCCAGCGAGGCCCCAUCCACAGAGCCCGCUGCUCUUGCAGAGGAGUCAGCGGAGCCCGCGGAAGCAGCCGAUGCCGUCACUGAAGCCAGCCAGGACCUGCCAGAGCCCGCGCCACAGGAGGUGCCCGCCCCUGCUAAAGGAAGACGCGGACGGAAGCUGGUCGAGGCAUCUGAAGUGGUCGCCGUGGCGAGUCCCGCCAGGAGAGGAAGACCCAAGAAGCUGCCGGAGGAGAGCGCCGAGGCCAAGCCCAGAAGAGGCCGCAAGGCCAAGCAGGACUCCACCGAGCAGGCCGAGGAGCAGGCCGGCGAGGCAGCCGUGGCGGAUCCAAUCACAUCGGCGCCCGCCGAGACGCCUGCACCAACGCAGGAGGAAGCUGCGUCUCCUGCCGUGUCCGAGGCUCAGGAAGAAGCUCCUGUCGCCGUCGCCCCAAAGACCACCAAAGGGCGCCGAGGCAGACAGCCUAAAGCCGCCGCCGCCGUGGUGGUGGUGGAGGAGGUGGUUUCCGUGCCAACUGUCGAGCCUGAGGUCGAGAGCAGCGCCCCAGUUGCUGAGGUUGAAGAACAGGUGGAGGCCGAGGUCGCUCCCGAAAGCGAGCCCAGCUCCGAAGUUUCUGAGCUUGCGUCAGCUCCGGUUGAGGAACCAGCAAAGCCUGCAGCUGCCAAGCCCGUGCGCGGACGCAGAGGCAAACAAGCCGCCGCCGCCGCCAAACCGGAAGAAGCCGAAGAGGCGAAGGAUGGCGAAGAGAAGAUCCAGGCUCCUGCUGCCAAGACCGGGCGCGGUCGGAGGGGCAAGCAGGCCUCUGUUGAGGUUCCUGAAGAGGCCGAGGCCAAGCCCGACGCCCAGCCCGAAGCAGACCUCGCCGCUGAGGAGCCAGAGAAGCCCCAAGCUAAGGUCACCAAAGCAGCACGCGGCCGCAAGCCCAAGCAAACUCCCGCUCAGGCCGAGGACGUGCCAGAGGAGAGCGCGACUCCAACAGCUGCAGAGCCUGUCGCUGAUGCUGCACCUGCAGAGGUGGUAGAGCAGCCACCACAGGUGGUGGUGAAAUCUGCACGAGGCAGGAAGGCUAAGCAGGCACCUGCUCAGGUAGAGGAGGUCGCUCAGGUAGAGGAGGUCGCUGAGGAAAGCGAGCCUAGUGUUGAGGCCGAGGAUGCUGCUGCUGUAGCCGUCGAAGAACCAGCGAAGCCCGUGGCUGCCAAAGCUGCACGUGGGCGUAAGGGCAAGCAGGCUGCUGCCAAAGCGCUAGAGGAGGAGGCCAAGGAAAGCGAGCCCCAGGCUGAGGCUGAAGACCAAACCGCAGCCCAAGCUGAGGAGAAGCCCCAGGCUCCUGCUGCCAAGACCGGACGAGGCCGGAGGGGCAAACAGGCUCCUGCUCAGAGCGCUGAGGCGGAGGCUGAAGUCCAGCCCGAUUCAGAGCAGAUGGCCGCCACCGAGGAGCCAGAAGAGAAGCCGCAGGUCAAAGCCGUCCGCUCGGGCCGUGGACGCAAGACCAAGCCGGAACCGGAACCAGCGGCGGAGAGCGAGGAGACGCCCGAGUCCGAACCCGUCGCAGAGCCAGCCGAGGCGACUGAAGAGCAGCCGCAGGCGCCAGCUGUGAAGUCGGGCCGCGGCAGAAAGGCCAAGACCACACCUGCCCAGGUAGAGGCCGUAGAGGCUUCCGAGGAGACGGUCAGCCACACCCCCGUCAAGAGAGGAAGAGGAAGAGCCCUGAAAAAGGGGAAGGCCGUGGAGAGCGAACCCAGCACCACCAGCGAGGCCGUGGACGCUGAGCCCACCGAGACCAAGCUCACCAAGAAGUCCGUUAACUGGAGCGCCGACCUGGUGGAGACCAAGGCCAUCGCAGACGCUGAGCCCCUUGUGGAGGAGCCUCAGAAGAAAAAGACCAAGCGUGGCGCGGCCGCCAUGCCCGCUACCGAAGCCAUCGAGGACGCUGGCGCAGCUGCGGAGGUGAAGCCUGCUCCUAAGGGCAGGGGUGCUGUGAGAGGCCGCGGGGCAAAGAAAACCACUGAACCGGCACCGGAGGAGGAGGAGGAGGAGGAGGAGGCCAAGCCAGAGGAUGCCGAGCCUGUUGCCAAGACGACAGGCAGGCGAGGUAGGGUAGCAGCCACAAAGGAGGUCAAACCUCAGCCCGAUGAGGAAGUAGCCGCUCCAGCCCCGAAGCGAGGCGCCAAGAGGAAAGAGGCGGCGGAAGUGGAGACGGAGGUGGUGGCCGACGCCGCGUCUCCGCCCAAGAGGAGGCGAGGAAAGGCAGCUGCACCAGAGGAACCUCAGGCCGCCGCGGAGCCAGCGCCGGCCCCAGCCACCAAAGGGAAGAGAGGCGCCGCCAAGAAGGCAGAGGAGGCGGUCGCGGAGGAGAGCGAGCCCACCGCUAAGGCUGCCCCCAAAGCCGUGCGGGGGAAGAGGAAAGCAGCGGUGGAGGCUAAGCCCGCCCAGGAGGAGGAGGAGUCUGCACCAGCAGAGGAGGCACCCAAAGCUGAGUCCAGGGCGCGAGGCCGGACGCAGAAGAAGGUUGCCGAGGCGACGGCUGCCCCGGCGGAGACCGCCACCGCGGCCAGGCGCACCAGGAGGAAAUGAAGCACUGAGUCCCACAGGCAGCUGUAAAUAAUCCACGCGCGGGUUUUAAAAAAAUGAUACGCUUUUUUUUUAUAUAUAUACAUGUAUUUUUUUAACUGGUGAUUAUGUUGACUUUCAGAUUUUUUUUGUUUGUUUUUUUUUUGUCUGUUGUGCUGGUGCAUAGAUGAUUAUUAGAACUUUUCAGACUAAUAUAUCUAUAUAUAAGGACCUUUUUUGCUGUAUUUUAUUGUGAGUGGUAGAUUUAGAUGUGUACUUGAUUGUUUACAAAAAGUGUACGUAUUCCGGACAAGGAAAGAAAAAAAAAAUUUCAGGGCAUAUUGACUUCGUAUUACAAAAUGUUUGCUUUACUUGAGGGACCAAGAGCUAAACAGUUUUAAAAUUUUCCAGAUGUUACAUUUUAAAUUACAUUUCAAAUGAAAAAGAGAAAUUAAAUUUGAGGAGUGUGAAAAUUAAUUGACAUGCCAACCAUGUGGAACGGUUUUACCCCAGCAGGCAAAAUGUAAAUAUGUACUACUGUUAAGGCAUCCAUACCUGGUUCAACCAUUGCAACCCUCUUACAAAAUCCAUUUUUGCCAAUAAAGGAAUUAUAAUUCCUCA